This is a messenger RNA of Medicago truncatula (barrel medic), 586 nucleotides long. Its product is annotated as calmodulin-1. The record is from RefSeq and is a predicted model, not a curated record. The transcript has 2 exons. Gene Ontology annotation, cellular component: myosin II complex. Gene Ontology annotation, molecular function: calcium ion binding. The coding region runs from base 52 to 474 and encodes 140 amino acids. NCBI's taxonomy places the organism in Eukaryota, Viridiplantae, Streptophyta, Magnoliopsida, Fabales, Fabaceae.
CUACAUUAUUAUUUAUUAUCAACCAUUGCAAUAUCAUCAUCAAGAAGUGACAUGGUUUACUCAAAAUCUUAUUUGUUUCUUGGUCUUAAUCUUUUUGUUUUUCUCUCUUCUCAAGCUUUAGCUGAUAUUCAUGUUUCACCAAUGCUUACUGUUGAACCCAAUCUUCCUUCAAUGGCCGAUCAACUCAAUCACAAUCAAAUAUCAAAGAUAAAGGCGUAUUUCAGCCUCAUCGAUAAGGAUGAAGAUGGUUUUAUUGAUAAUGAAAAUUUUGUGGCAGUUUUCCAUAUGUGUGACAAGGAUCAGAAUGGUUUUGUCUCUACAUCUGAGUUGCAUUAUUUUAUGACAUAUAUCGGCCAAAAGGUGACAUAUGAAGAUGUGGAAGAAUUUGUUCGUGAGGCUGAUUUUGAUGGUGAUGGACAAAUAAACAUUGAGGAGUUUGUCAAAGAUUUGUCCAGGAGCGGAUCAAACACAUGACCUUAUGAUUGUGCAUAUUAAGUUCUACCACUUAGCUAUUCUGAUGUUGUUGUCAUUAAGAUGCAAAUUAUAUAUAUAUAUAAAAAAAAAAUUUCUUUUGUGACAUUUCCCA